AUGCGUCACUUCGUGCGCUACCAACGUCAGCUUCAGUCAUCGAAGGGUGCAAACCAACGUCAAAUCGCACAAAACGCCGGACAACAAAAUGCCGGACAACAAAAUGCCGGACAACAAAACGCCGGGCAACAAAAUGCCGGACAACAAAACGCCGGGCAACAAAAUGCCGGACAACAAAACGCCGGGCAACAAAAUGCCGGACAACAAAAUGCCGGACAACAAAAUGCCGGACAACAAAAUGCCGGGCAACAAAAUGCCGGACAACAAAAUGCCGGACAACAAAAUGCCGGACAACAAAAUGCCGGACAACAAAAUGCCGGGCAACAAAAUGCCGGACAACAAAAUGCCGGACAACAAAACGCCGGGCAACAAAAUGCCGGACAACAAAAUGCCGGGCAACAAAAUGCCGGACAACAAAAUGCCGGACAACAAAACGCCGGGCAACAAAAACGCCGGGCAACAAAAUGCCGGACAACAAAAUGCCGGACAACAAAACGCCGGGCAACAAAAUGCCGGACAACAAAAUGCCGGACAACAAAACGCCGGGCAACAAAAUGCCGGACAACAAAAUGCCGGGACAACAAAAUGCCGGACAACAAAAUGCCGGACAACAAAACGCCGGGCAACAAAAUGCCGGGCAACAAAAUGCCGGACAACAAAAUGCCGGACAACAAAAUGCCGGACAACAAAACGCCGGGCAACAAAAUGCCGGACAACAAAAUGCCGGACAACAAAAUGCCGGACAACAAAAUGCCGGACAACAAAAUGCCGGACAACAAAACGCCGGGCAACAAAAUGCCGGACAACAAAAUGCCGGACAACAAAACGCCGGGCAACAAAAUGCCGGACAACAAAAUGCCGGACAACAAAAUGCCGGACAACAAAAUGCCGGGCAACAAAACGCCGGACAACAAAAUGCCGGACAACAAAACGCAGGGCAACAAAACGAGCCUGGCGGCUCAUACUAAGGCUCGGUUCUAA
Messenger RNA from Ostertagia ostertagi, 981 nucleotides. The record is from the annotation of a GenBank genome assembly. NCBI's taxonomy places the organism in Eukaryota, Metazoa, Nematoda, Chromadorea, Rhabditida, Trichostrongylidae.